Molecule: messenger RNA, 1353 nt
Organism: Rhizoctonia solani
Lineage: Eukaryota; Fungi; Basidiomycota; Agaricomycetes; Cantharellales; Ceratobasidiaceae
Product: Retrotransposable element Tf2 protein
Exons: 1
Coding region: 1-1353 (450 amino acids)
Biological process (GO): DNA integration
Molecular function (GO): nucleic acid binding
Source: RefSeq, a predicted model, not a curated record
AUGCUCCCAGCAGAAGUCUUUGCCAACACGUCAGAAGCGGAACUUGAAAUUGUCACAGAAAUCCAAGGAAAACUGAAGGAAGACCCCUCCCUGGAACCUAUCAUCCAAUUCCUGUCAGAAGACACAGAUAACACACCCCCGUCCAUCCGCAAGGCGUAUAGGGAUUAUGAUUGGGAGGAAGACCUACUAUGGUACCAAGGGAAGCUAGUGGUCCCAGACUCGGAAACCCUGAAAGAACAACUGCUCAGAGAAUUCCAUGAUUCACCCCUAGCAGGGCAUCCUGGACAACAAAGAACCCUGGAGCUCCUGAGUCGCAACUACUGGUGGCCAGGGAUGAAGUCAUCCGCCAAGGAAUGGGUGGAAUGUUGUCCUACCUGCCAAGCCAAUCGUUGCGCCCAUGCCCCUGUCAUUGCCCUGAAGCCCUUAGAAGUUCCCCCCUUUCCGUUCCACACAAUAUCCUAUGACUUCAUUACAGGAUUUCCCAAAUCUAACAGGCACAACGCAAUUCUGGUGGUAAUUGACUCCUUUUCCAAAUUUGGCCAUUUUAUACCGACCACAAAGAGGAUUACAGCCAAGGGCCUAGCAGACCUGUUCACUACCCACGUGUGGAAACUUCAUGGAUUACCAGUCAAAACCAUAUUGGACCAAGGAACCACAUUCACAGGAAAGUUCCUCAAAGCCCUUUACCAACGACUGGGAAUCAAGCCCUCCUUCUCAUCGGCUUACCACCCGGAAUCAGAUGGUCAAACAGAACAAGUUAACCAAUUCAUCGAGUUUUACCUCAGAUCAUACGUAGCAGCCAAUCACUCAGACUGGGCUACUUGGCUCCCCUUGGCAGAGUAUGCGUACAAUAAUGCCAAACAUGCCGCCACCGGGAAAACCCCUUUUGAACUGGUUUAUGGAAGAAACCCGGUAAUGAACCCGUCAAACGUCCCAGCCAAUGUACCGGAGGCAGACGCCGUAGCGGAUACCCUAGCCCGGGAAUGGAAGGAGGCGGAAGCAGCCCUGAGAAUGAGCAAAGAACGGAUGAGCAGGAAUCAAGGAAUUGUGCCGGAAUAUUCAAUAGGCAAAAGGGUUUGGCUAGACGGGAAGAAUGUUGAACUUAGGACCAAUUCAAACAAGCUAGACCCCAAGCAACUUGGCCCCUUCAAAGUCAUUGAGAAAAUCUCUAGCCACGCCUACCGCCUAGAGUUACCGGAAUCUCUGAAGAUCCAUAACGUGUUCUAUGUGGGAUUAUUAUCUAGGAGCCACAAAUCCCCAAGUCAACCUUUUCCAGAAAGACCCCCUCCUGAAACAAUAGAAGGGUGUUAUGUAUCACACAAUUUUGCAUUCACAGCUCACCAUCCACAAUAA